CUGCAACCAUUUCCCAUGUGGCCUGAGAUGCUUUUCCAGCGCAGGACCCACUAGCCAGGACUUGCCCCAUUUGAUUUGGCCCAGCCUGGAAAGCUCUGGCUUUAAGACAGAAGCAAACACUUUCCAGGGUCCUUCCUCACACAUGUGGUCCGCCUCUCGAGUUCCCCCGCGUCUUACUGCCUUCCGGUAUUAGACUUCAUGCGCUCGCGUCGCUAUUUUGCAGUGAGGGCACCGUUUGGAAGGAAAUUCAGCAGGAAAAAUGAAGUCUUUAAGCCACUCCCAACUUCUGCACCCUCUACUGGGCCGGGAACUCAGUCCAGCCUUGCUUUCACUCCCUCGUGGCCCAAGAAGACUUUGUUUAAAAGAGAGUCUCCCAUAACACACGGCCUGUUUGGAGACAUCUCAAGAGAUGUUUCAGGAACUGCUGAGGAUGGAGUGAUUUUUCAGAAAUGUGCCGUGGUGUCCGGGCAGAGCGAACUGCAGACAGCUCAGGUAAGACUGCUCGUGGACAACACCAGGACCCCCGUGGCCACCAACCUCUCCGAUCUGCUCCUGCUCGACAACAUCACUGGCCUCUCCGUUAGGGAGUCAGAUGGAAACCAGACCUCAGCAGGAUUCCAGGCUUUCAGAAAGAAGUUUCUUCAAGUGGGAGACUCCUUCUCGGUCAGCUACACAGCCUCCAUCAAGGCCGGAGAAGUGGGGAGCGGAGAGGUUCUGAUGCUUCCUGCCCAGCUCACCUUUCAGAGCUCAGCACAGAACAGAACCCAGCUAAAAGCCCUUUUCACCAUAACAGCAGAAGAAAAGAUAAAGGUUGUCCCAAACCAUGGCCUUCAUGUGGCAGGAUUCUUCAUAGCCUCCAUCGUCUCCUUCGUGCUGACCUGGGUCACGCUUUUCUUCCUGGCUCGAUAUCAGUGUUUGAAGGGAGGCCUGCCCACCAGACAUCAGGUUCAGCAUCAUGAGAGCAAGCUGGAGCACUCCCAGUUCACCUCAGCUGAUGGUGUCAAUGAGGACCUCGCUCUCAAUGACCAAAUGAUUGACAUUCUGUCUUCAGAGGACCCCGGGAGCAUGCUUCAAGCUUUGGAAGAGUUGGAGAUUGCCACCCUGAAUCGGGCAGACUCAGACCUAGAGGCUUGUCGAACCCAGAUCAGCAGAGACAUCAUUGCCCUUCUGCUGAAGAACCUGGCCAGCUCUGGCCACCUGUCCCCCCAAGUAGAGAGGAGGAUGGGGGCUGCUUUCAAAAAGCAGUUUCUGUGGCUGGAGAAAGAAAUUCAAGAGGAGUAUGAUCGGAAGAUGGUGGCCUUGACGGCUGAAUGUGACCUGGAGACGAGGAAGAAGACAGAAAGCCAGUACCAGAGGGAGAUGGCGGCGAUGGAGGAAGCAGAAGGGUUGCUGAAACGCGUCAGCGAGAGGUCUGCUAUGGAGUGUAGCAGCCUCCUGAGGACCCUCCACGGCCUGGAGCAGGUGCACUUGAGGAGAUCUCUGGCUCUGCAGCAGGAGGAGGACUUUGCCAAGGCUCACCGGCAGCUGGCCAUUUUCCAGAGACAUGAACUGCACAAUAUCUUCUUUACCCAGAUAAAAAGUGCUAUUUUCCAAGGGGAACUGAAAGCAGAGGCAGCUAAAAUGCUGCUGCAGGAUUACGCUGACAUCCAGGAGAAAUUAGAAGAGUUGAUGGAUUUUUUCCAGGCUAGUAAGAGAUACCAUCUAAGUAAACGAUUUGGCCACAGGGAGUACCUGGUUCAGAACAUGCAGUCAUCGGAGACCCGUGUACAAGGCCUUCUGAGCACUGCUGACACUCAGCUGACCCUGUUCAUCCAGAAACAUGAGAGAGCGGGCUACCUGGAUGAGGAGCAGAUGGAGACGCUGCUGGAGCGCGUUCAGACGGAAGUCUUCUCCAUCAAACAGAAGCUGGACAAUGACCUGAAGCAGGAGAAGAAGAAGCUGCACCAAAAAUUAAUCCUGAAGCGAAGACGAGAGAUGCUGCAAAAGCACAAGGAGCAGCGGAAGGAGCAGCUGUCCCUCGGGGAGGCCCUGCGAGCUGCCGAGGACGCCAGCCAGUACCUGGGCCGGUGGGGGAGCCUGCUGGCUGAGCACAGCGCGGCGCUGGAGGACCUGCAGGAGCGUCUGGACCAGGCCGCCCUGGAGGAGCUCAGGGCCCUGACGCUGUCGCUGUCCGAGAAGGCCACCGAGGAGCUGCGGCGCCUGCAGAACUCGGGGAUGACCCAGGAGCUGCUGAAGCGCGGCGUGCCCUGGCUCUUCCUGCAGCAGAUCCUGGAGGAGCACAGCCGGGAGCUGGCUGCCCGGGCCCAGCAGCUCGAGGGGGAGGAGAGGGACAGGGACCAGGAGGGCGUCCAGAGCGUGAGGCAGAGACUGAAGGAUGACGCGCUGGAGGCCUCAACGGAGGAGCAGGCGGAGCUGAGACGCUGGGAGCACCUGAUCUUCGCGAAGCUCUGCUCCUCGGCCUUCUCCCUGUCUGAGGAGGAGCUGCUCGGGAUGAGGCAGGAAGUUCACGGCUGCUUCGCUCAGAUGGACAGGAGCUUGGCCCUGCCCAAAAUCCGGGCCCGCGUCCUGCUGCAGCAGUUCCAGACUGCCUGGCGAGAAGCGGAGCUCCUGAGGCUGGACCAGGCCCUGGGUGCCCCUGAGCUGCCGCAGCAGCCCAAGGUGAGGAAGCCGCGCUCCAAGAGUAAAAGCAAGAUAGACCUUUUGAGGAAGAGCAUUGAAGACAAAAUACAGCUCUUUGAGGAACAGGCCCCUGAAGACCUGGUUGAAAAGGUCCGCGGAGAACUGCUUCGGGAACGCGUGCAGCAGCUGGAGGCCCAGGAGGCCCGCUUCGCGGAGUCCCUUGUCUCCCUGCAGUUUCAGAAGGUGGCCAGGAUGGCCAAGACCCUGUGGGCGUACACCGCCCUCCUGAGCGUGCAGGACCUGCUCCUGGAGGAGCUGAGGGAGUCUGAGACCCUGACGAAGUUGGCCUGCGAGCAGAUCCUGGGGUCACACAGCCCGGAGCUGCAGGAACUGGAGAGGAAACUGGAAGACAAGCUGGCGCACCAGGAGACGGCCCAGCUGCAGCGGGCUCUGGCAACCCGGCAGCAGUGGGCCGGCGACGGGCCCGGGCUUCUGGGCGAGCCCGAGGACUCAGGCUCUGAAAGGCAGAUCUCAGCGGUCCUGCAGCAGGCCCUGAGCCAGGGCCGGAAGUUACUGGAGCGCCACCAGCAGAGCUGGAGGGAGGAGCGAGACCACAACGUCGUACUUGAAGAUUUGCUGGAGAAUGUGGAGCUCGACACCUUUGCGGCCCUGUACAGCCAGGAGCUGAGACUGGCGUCGUACCUGUCCAGGCUGGCGAUGGUGCCGGGGGGCACGCUGCGCCGGCUCCUGAGCGUGGCUUUGCCCACGGCCUCGCAGUCCGAGCUGCUGGCUGCGCUGGAUCCAGGCAGCCAGAAGCAUCCGGACCACAUGGUGGAGAAUGACGGUGGUGGGGAGCAGGCCGACAUGGGCAGGAGGAGGAAGCACCAGGGCUGGUGGCAAGCCCUGGAGAGCCGACUUCGAGGAGAACUGAUAAGCAGAGGCCUGGAGAAGAUGCUCUGGGCCCGCGAGAGGAAGGAGAGUAUAUUAGAGAAGACAUGUCCCCCUCUCAGAGAGAGGGUGGCAAUGCCUGGAAAAGGAAGCUGGCCACACCUGUCCCUGGAGUCCAUCGGAGAACCGGCUGCUGUGCCCAUUGUAGGGGCAGAGACCAUUGAUUUAUUAAACACAGGAGAGAAGCUCUUUAUAUUCAGAAAUCCAAAGGAGCCAGAGAUCUCAUUGCAUCCUCCUCCCAGGAGAAAGAAGAAGAACUUUCUGAAUGCCAAAAAGGCCACUUGGGCCUUGGGCAUGGACUAGUCCCAAGGAAGG
Molecule: messenger RNA, 3882 nt
Organism: Ailuropoda melanoleuca (giant panda)
Lineage: Eukaryota; Metazoa; Chordata; Mammalia; Carnivora; Ursidae
Gene: EVC2
Product: EvC ciliary complex subunit 2
Exons: 22
Coding region: 199-3870 (1223 amino acids)
Biological process (GO): smoothened signaling pathway
Cellular component (GO): plasma membrane protein complex; ciliary membrane
Source: RefSeq, a predicted model, not a curated record